This is a messenger RNA of Monopterus albus (swamp eel), 2022 nucleotides long. It is a transcript of the gene pla2g12a, whose product is annotated as phospholipase A2, group XIIA. Gene Ontology annotation, cellular component: extracellular region. Gene Ontology annotation, molecular function: A2-type glycerophospholipase activity; calcium ion binding. The record is from RefSeq and is a predicted model, not a curated record. NCBI's taxonomy places the organism in Eukaryota, Metazoa, Chordata, Actinopteri, Synbranchiformes, Synbranchidae. The transcript is spliced from 4 exons. Gene Ontology annotation, biological process: phospholipid metabolic process; lipid catabolic process; arachidonate secretion. The coding region runs from base 322 to 903 and encodes 193 amino acids.
CCAGGAGAAAGUAAAAGGUAAAAUAGUAAAGUAAAGCUGAGUAAAAUACAACUGACUCCCCCAAAAGAAACCAGAAUUCGAAACGACCACGUGAUACUGUUGAACUCGUUUGUCAUCGGUCACGUGAUCCCGGAAGUUGUCGGAUCCUCGGUGGCACACACAACAUCACCACGUCCUAUUAGGUUUCUUGGAAGUGAAAUGAAAAGGAGCACAAGCGAAACUUGACAUGCCGUCAAAACCAACAUCCUGAGGAAUAAAUCAGCCUGUGCUAGACCAACGUGCCGGGAAACGCUGGUUUCUGUCUCCGACGUUUCGUGGACUAUGCACUACCACAGCCACGUCUGUGCUUUUUUGCUGGGUUCAUGCUUAUUUGGGUGUUUUCCCCACGUGUUUAACUGCAAACAAGAGCCAGAAACUCCUGACUGGAGGAUGACUCUGAAAACUAUCCGUAAUGGAAUACACAAAAUUGACACCUAUCUGAACGCAGCACUGGAUUUGUUUGGUGGCGAUGACGGGCUGUGUCAUUACAGGUGCAGUGAUGGUUACAAGCCGGUGCCUCGUCCUGGCUACAAGCAUCCGCCACCCAACGGGUGUGGGUCCCCAUUGUUUGGUUUUCAGUUUGACAUAGGCAUCCCAUCCAUGACUAAAUGCUGUAACCAGCAUGAUCGCUGCUAUGACACUUGCGGCCUUGAGAAGCACGACUGUGAUGAACAGUUCCAGGAUUGUCUUGAGACCAUCUGCAGGAAUGUCCAAAGAACUCUGGGAUUGGCCCAAAGUGUUCAAGCCUGUAAAUCAGCGGUGACGCUGUUGUUUGAUGCUGUUAUGCACUUGGGAUGUAAGCCAUACUUGGACAGCCAGAGAGAGUCCUGUGUGUGCCAGUAUGAAGUGAAGAAGGAACUGUGAUACAGAACCAAGACUGUAAAAUGAGGCUGAUUCACAAGCACAACUCUGGCAGCAUGACUCCAGAGAUACACUUUUUUCAGACUUAUAGCUUUUCUCAGGGAUAUAGAGUGUCUUGGCCCUCUCACCUCCCUUUAGUGACAAUUUGAAUUGCACACUUCUCUUAGACAAGUGGAUGUGAAUUAACCUUAGUGUGACAAGAGUUAGUGGACAAUUAAUAUCUUUCCUAGACUAAUUAUUUAUAUUUUGUCAAUACUGUGUAACAUGUUUCUUCUGUGAUGGGCUGGAAAGAGGGUAUUCAGGUUUUCACUGGGAUUUGGUUGUUUGGGUGGGACCCAGUUAACAGUGCUUUAUUUUAUGGGCACUGCAAAUUCAUAAUUGUUUUCUGAAAAGAUCUUCACAAAUUUGCACUAAUUAUGGGUACACAUGGAGUGGAAUUCUUCCAGUUGAAUGCUAAACUUGUAUUUUAGCCAGUGUACAGCAGGUCUGCUGAAUAUGCUGCAAGGUGCGAUUUGUCUAUUGACUGGCAAUAAGAACACAAACAUAUAUAAAAAUGUAUAUUUCCAAUAAUAAAUUAAUGAUAAUAUUUUCGGCUCUAUGGCCUGUAUAAGCAAACUAUACUGCCCAGACCCAAACAGAAGCAUGUGGUAAAUAAGUAAAGGAUGUACAUUUUUAUAGUAACAAACAUUUUAUAACAUUUGUAAAAUAUCACAUGGAAAGGAGUGUACUUGUGGACUCUAUGAAAUUACAACACUGUUGAGAAAACCUGUUUUGAACUGUCAUAAAAACAUAGAAAUAGAGGAAAAGGUUUAAAUUUAUACCUGUAAUUCAGUGAGACGGUGCACAUUUUUGGAUAAACUGUUACUGUGAUUAGCUGAUUAGUCGAUCAACAGAAGAAUAAUUUGUAACGGUUUUGAUAAAUUGUCUGUUAUUUUUAAGGCAGCUCUAGUUGCCUAAAAAACAAAACAAGUUAUUUUUUGAUUAGUUUAUCAAGUGUGAGGAUUUGCAACUGAAUCACUUUGGAGUUUGAACUGUUGGUUGGAUAAGACAUUUUAAGAUGUCACCUUUGGCUCUGAAAAGUUGUGAAGGGCAUUUUUUGUAAUUAUUUGUUGAUUCAUAGAC